UGAAAUCACACUAUUCUGCAAAUACACAGCCGACGUUCAACAUGUAUUCUCCACGUGGUGAUGGUGUUUCGUUGUGGCUACGUAAAUAAAUAGGCUGCGCCGUGUAAUUUCAUUUUCAAAUAGCCUAAAGUAGGCUAAGGGUAUUUAUAUGCUACUGAUUUAUCAUUAUCAAGCCUGAAGUCGUUCAAACCGAAGAAAUGGAAAAGGGGCGAAAAUCCUCCAAACAAUAUGGGUCUUUGGAACGAACAAAAUUGGAUCGAAAACCCGAUAAGAAGGCAGAGGAAGACAUUGUCUCAAUGGCGGACUCCACCAUCACAAUAGAUCACAUUGAAGGGGAGCUUUUCAGAAUCGAGCGGAUACGUGAUGUUCUAGUACGGAGGGAAUCAGAACUAAGAUACAUGAUGGACGACAUUCAGCUUUGCAAGGAAAUCACACGGCUGAAACAAGAGCUUCAGAAGCUGGUGUCUGUUUCAGACACAGACAAAUCCAACGAGGACCGACAGAGGGAGGAGGAGUUGCUGCAGCAGAUCCACAAGCUGGUGGAAACCAGGGACUUCCUGGUGGAUGACGUGGAGUUUGAGAGGCUCAGGGAGAGAGAGGAGGACAAAGAAAUGGCUGAUUUCUUGCAGUCUAAAUUCCCCAAGACCUUGAAGAAAAAAGACAUCACAGAGGACCGAAGGAUGACCUCCAAAGCCCAGCAGACAUCGUCCACUCCCUUCGUCACCAAAACCGGUCUUACCCUUCUGAAGGAGUGCUGCGGCUUCACAUGCUCUGUCAUGUAGACUCCCUGCCCUGAGGAGAGACUGAGACACGUUGUUGAUUUCUGGAAGGGGUCAUUUGUGUUGAGUGGGCAGACAGUGCUCUCAUACUUCGACUAUAACCCUAAACAUAUGUACAGUGACGGUUGGGACUGAGUUCCCAUCAAUUAAUCUAUUGCUGGGUCAUUGCACCAAUUUAGUGCAUUUUGGUAAAAAAACAAAACAACUUUAAUUUCAAUUUUUUUGGGCAUUCUGUCAUAAAGAGCACAUUUACAACUUCAUAUUGAAACGAGAGUUCAGUUCACGUAACAGGGUUGACUUUAAAAUUAGGGACAGAUGUAAAUUAAUCACUAAUAAAUAACAAUCUUCAGAAAUUACUUUGUCAAAGCAACAAAAUAACUAGGGCUUUACAAUGAUGAUGAAUUUUAGGGGUUGUUUUUUGUCUUUUUAAUUUAGCCUUUUAUUUAACUAGGCAAGUCAGUUAAGGACAAAAUCUCAUUUACAAUGAUGGCCUAUACUAGUGGAAUAACUGCCUUGUUCAGGGGCAGAAUGACAGCUUUUCACCUUGGUUACUGGCCCAACGCUCUAACCACUAGUCUACCUGCCGCCCCAUGAAAAUCUUCAAAUAAGUCACAGAUUGUGCAUGGAGGGACAUGUCAAAGUGCCAAUUUUUUGCACUUUUCUAUGUCUUUAUUUAUAUAAAAAAUCAUAAUUUUAGAAUUUUGAUAUAACAGGCUUUUAAAAUUCAACAUUGGUGAACAAUUUCUACUUAUAAUAUCAAAGGGAUGCGAAAGGCACUCUUUUCGUGGAACGACCUUGCUGAUCAUUUCCUGAUAAAGGCCUACUUGACUCAGCCAAGUCCAUAAAUCAACACAUAUCUUCUUCAUCACCAUGGUCGCUGGUGCGCAAUGAGACAAGGAUAUCCCUUCCGGCCAAACCCUCCGUAACCCGGACGACGCUAGGCCAAUUGUGCGUUGCCCAGACCUCCCGGUCGCGGCCGGUUACGACAGAGCCUGGGCGCGAACCCAGAGUCUCUGGUGGCACAGCAGGCGCUGCAGUACAGCAUCCUUAAACACUGCGCCACCCUGAGGUACUAUCCUUUGGACAGAGUGAAAAUGACAACAUUUCCAUUCUGAUACAUUCUUUUUAUCUGUAGUCAUUUCCAGGAGCUGACCAAAAUUUUCUAUCUGGCCACCCUUGGAUGGUUGGUGUAUAUUUGGGAUCUACAAAUGAGGAAAGCUCUCUGUAAAACCUGUAAUGUGAUUUGAAACAGUGAGUAACAACGUUUAAAAGCUCUGCAGCGGGAGAGUCAUUGAGUACCAGUUUAAUAGCAAUUAUCUUAUUCAAAUGUACCCUGUCCAAUUAAAGUAAUUAGACAGUUAUGUGUUGCUAUGACUACAAUUAUCAUUUAAUGCAUUAGAGCUUGACACUUCAUUCCCAUGGGCAUUGUCUACACAGCUAUGACUAGCAAACCUCACUCUUUCUCUUGGUGACAUUUCACAUGGUCACGACUAACUACGACACUGCUUAACCUUGCUAAAGGCCACUGCUUGCUUGGCUUCCAUGCCAGGUGUAAAAAGGAGCCAAAAUAGAUCCUCUUCUCUGUCAUUUGGCUCCUUGGUAUCUCCCCUCUGGACUAGCUGCUUUACUGUGGUACCUACCCUGUCAUUAGCUGUGUCAGAUUCCUGGGGAAGUCACAAGAAUUACAUUCUGCUUUCACAAUUGUAAUAUUGUUUCAAUUUCAGUUUCAAAUGCUAUGUUUUGCUUUUUUUGUUCCCCAUUAUCUUCUAUUACGCUGAUUGGUCUGACGGGAAUUGCUGUUGCCAAUUUGCAAUACUUGUAAUUCUUUGUGACAGAGGUAAAUGUGUGAUAGUGAAACCAUGUACUGUGAACGUGGCUUUGACAAAUAUCUCAAGAGUAUCAAGGACAACUUUCCAAGCAUAAUGGAACUCAGAAUUUCUCCCCUUUGAAUGAGAUAAUAUGCCUUGAAAUACACUGUCUGCUGCUUAUUCUAUUACAAAACACUCUUUAACCUGACAUCUAUCAAUGAGCGCAGUCUGCUCAAUGUAACAGCUCAUUCACAAUGCUCUGUAUGUUUGUUUAAUUCUCUACAAUGGUUUAAUGCAAACUGACUGGUAGCACAUUAUCUGGGUGGAAAACGGAACAUGUAUUUUCACAUUUAUGAUCCUAAUGGCCAUGGGAGUUGAUUGUGAUUAGGCUACUUGUUAUUAUGUUUUGUGGCUUAGAAUGUCAGAACUUCUGGUUGUACAUAUUGUAUCGGUUUUAGCGUGCUUGUCUAAUUAAAGAGUUGCAAUGUA
Messenger RNA from Oncorhynchus masou masou (cherry salmon), 3076 nucleotides. RefSeq names its product bMERB domain-containing protein 1-like. The coding region runs from base 198 to 782 and encodes 194 amino acids. Lineage: Eukaryota; Metazoa; Chordata; Actinopteri; Salmoniformes; Salmonidae. The transcript is spliced from 6 exons. The record is from RefSeq and is a predicted model, not a curated record.